CGCGGCGUUGUUUGACAGUAGCCGACUUCGUGGUAGCGGCCACACAAAAACUUCACCGAUUGGGAAAAAAUCGUCAGCAGUUAAAAACUCAGGAGCUUGUAGAAUUAUUUUAUUUAUCAUAUCUUAAGUUAAUAGAAGACCUGCAAAUUUAUAGACUAAUAAAAUGGGGCUGGGGGAGAUAUUGCAGUUUGAUGAAAUGCUGCGCGAUUUCAACAGAAUGAACAAACGGCAGUCAUUAUAUCAAAUACUAAGUUUCGCGAUGAUCGUUUCAUCCGCCUUGAUGAUCUGGAAGGGAUUAAUGGUAGUGACUGGUAGUGAAUCGCCGAUUGUGGUGGUGCUCAGUGGUAGUAUGGAGCCGGCUUUCCAUCGUGGAGAUUUGCUAUUCCUUACCAACUAUAAGGAGGAACCAGUGCGUGUUGGAGAAAUUGUUGUGUUCAAAGUGGAGGGAAGGGAUAUACCUAUAGUGCAUCGCGUCAUUAAGCUGCAUGAGAAAGAAGACGGUUCAGUGAAAUUCCUCACCAAGGGUGACAACAACAACGUCGAUGAUCGGGGUCUUUACGCUCCAGGUCAACUCUGGCUAACGAAAAAGGACAUUGUUGGGCGGGCUAGAGGGUUCUUACCUUAUGUGGGCAUAAUAACGAUAUUUAUGAAUGAGUAUCCCAAAGUGAAGUGGGCAAUAUUAUCGAUUUUAGCUAUCUUUGUACUGUUACAUCGCGAAUAAUAUCCAGCCACAAUUCACACAAUUAGCUAUAAGCAAAAGCGUACACUACCAGAAAGCCAAUCUAUCAAUAAUUCGAAAAACGUAAAUAGCAAUUACAAUUGCAAUCAAAAUAUCAUCAACAACAACAUCAACACGAAAAACAGUAAUCGCAAGAGAAUUGUUAGAAUAAACAAGUAAAGUAAAAAUAACUCGGAAUACAAAAUAAAUGGAAUACAUUUAACUGGUGAAAACUAUAUUGUUAGAAAAAUUUAAAUGCCUGCUUUUGGUCAACAACUAAAAUCAUUUGGCUUUGAUGUAGUUUCAUUUAUGCCAUUUAAAUAUUUUGCGCAUUCAAAUAUUCCAAUAGUAUAAAAUAUGUGUAUUUGGGUUACUCGGGUUUUCCAGAAUUUUUUUAGCAAACAAAAAACAAGAAUAAAGCAUUUUAACUUAUUAUCUAAGCAUAUUAAAAAACAAUUUAGAAAUAAUUAAAUAGCUUGGAGCUUAUUUACUUGAAAUUGUAGUAAUUUACUGGCAAAAGAAAUCGAAUAUGUACAUACAUAAAAUUCUAAAAUCAGUAGUUUAUGCAAUAAUCAAGCCAAAGUCAUUUUCAUUAUUUUGCUUUAUUGGUUUUUUUUUUUUUUGUAUUUGUUAAUGACAUUGGCGCGCUUGCUUCCAUUUCAAUGUACUGUUCACAUUUAAAUUUCGUACACAAAAAAGUUCGAUAAGAAAAUAAAAUUGGCAUACGAUUUGUA
Molecule: messenger RNA, 1452 nt
Organism: Anastrepha obliqua
Lineage: Eukaryota; Metazoa; Arthropoda; Insecta; Diptera; Tephritidae
Gene: twr
Product: signal peptidase complex catalytic subunit SEC11A
Exons: 4
Coding region: 164-721 (185 amino acids)
Cellular component (GO): signal peptidase complex; membrane
Molecular function (GO): serine-type endopeptidase activity
Source: RefSeq, a predicted model, not a curated record